AUGGCACUUUCCAGUAACUUAAGGAUUGUUCUGGUGGGUAAGACUGGAUCAGGAAAGAGCUCGACUGGAAACACCAUUCUAGGUCGACAGGCAUUUGAGGCAGACGCUUCACCACUGUCCGUGACCAAACAGUGCUGCAGACAUGAUGGAAAACAUGGGGACAGGAACAUCUCGGUGAUUGACACCCCUGGGAUAUUUGAUACUUGCUGUUCUGAAGACCAGCUGAGAGCUGAAAUAGAAAAAUGCAUCUACAUGUCCCUUCCAGGACCCCAUGUGUUCCUGCUAGUGAUCAGACUGAAUAGAUUCACAAAAGAAGAGAGGAAUGCCGUGAAGUGGAUUCAAGACAACUUUGGUGAAAAUGCCUCACUUCACACUAUUCUCCUAUUCACUUAUGCUGAUCAGUUGAACGGCAAAUCGGUGAAUCAAUAUAUCAAGGAAAGUAUCAGUCUAAGAAGACUUGUACACAGCUGUGGUAUGAGGUAUCAUGUUUUGAACAAUGUUGAUGUGAGCAGUGAUACUCAGGUCAUGGAGCUGCUGGAAAAAAUAGAUGCCAUGGUGAAGAGAAAUGGGGAGUACUACACCAAUGAGAUGUAUGAGGAGGCUCAGAGAGAGGUGAAGAAAGAGGAGGAGAGAAAAAGAAAGGAAGAGGAAGAAACAGAAAUCAGUCUAGUGUUCAAGGACUCAUAA
Messenger RNA from Chanos chanos (milkfish), 687 nucleotides. RefSeq names its product GTPase IMAP family member 7-like. Bases 1 to 687 code for a protein of 228 amino acids. The record is from RefSeq and is a predicted model, not a curated record. NCBI's taxonomy places the organism in Eukaryota, Metazoa, Chordata, Actinopteri, Gonorynchiformes, Chanidae. Gene Ontology annotation, molecular function: GTP binding. The transcript has 3 exons.